AUGAUUGGCAUAUAUGUCUACAACAGUUGUUAUUUUAAGGACUACGUAGAGGCCACAAACAUCGGAGGUUACCUUGAUCGCAAGACAUAUGGCAUAUGGCGGUCAACAUCAAAGACCGUGGUGUGGGUCCGUCCCACAGUCCGGUUUCCCGUCUCCAUUCUGCCACCAGCUGAAGAAAUCGGAAAUGUAUUCCAUGGUCUACACACAGAAACGAGCUUCCGCCGGAAAUGCACGACGUUCGGAACCGGACCUUAUGGCGGGGUUGAAUCUACGAUACUGGUGGACAAUAUGUUCAUGGAGCACUUCCGCCGGAAUCUGAGCUCUAGUGCCAUCUCAACGACAACAUCAAUGAAUGUCUAA
Molecule: messenger RNA, 360 nt
Organism: Aspergillus oryzae RIB40
Lineage: Eukaryota; Fungi; Ascomycota; Eurotiomycetes; Eurotiales; Aspergillaceae
Exons: 3
Coding region: 1-360 (119 amino acids)
Source: RefSeq, a predicted model, not a curated record